AUGAAGCUCCAAGCUGCAAAAAAUUUCUUGUGGAAAGACGAUGAAAUGGAGGAGGGGUAUUACAAAGACCAACUUCAUAAGAUGAGGUAUGAGCUACGUAGAAAGGAAGGCUAUAGUGAGGUUGUGAAGGCUCAAAAGAAAGUGGUUCAAUUGGAGCAAGCUAGGGAUGAACUGCAGGACUUGAGGGAAGCUAAGAAGGAAGUUUUCGAGAUAGAGUUAAUGGAGUUAAAUAAGAAAAAUGAAAUCAUGAACACUUACAUGGGAUAUGCUAAGUGUUUGAUCAUUGUUUUGUUCAUUACAAUCAUUAGGAUAUGGUUGAAAUGCGCCUGA
Molecule: messenger RNA, 330 nt
Organism: Lactuca virosa
Lineage: Eukaryota; Viridiplantae; Streptophyta; Magnoliopsida; Asterales; Asteraceae
Source: the annotation of a GenBank genome assembly